GUCGCGGCCGGGGCCGGGGCCGGUGGGUGGCAGUCCCGGCGGCCGGAGGGUAACCGAGCCCAGUCCGGGUGCCACGUCUCCAGGAGCCCCUCCUCACGCGGGACGACACCCCGCCCCGCCGGGCUCCGUCUCCAGCCGCCGCCUGUGUGCGGCUCCGGAGCCUCGCACACGUCGCUGGCGUCUCUAUCCUCCUCCUGUCCGCUCAGCCCCCAGGCCUCCCGAACAGCCUGCUCGACCCCACCCGGGCCCGCGCCCCCGGCUCUGCAUCCUGCACCCCGGGCCCGCCGCCCGGUGAUGGGGCGCCCCCGCGUUUCUUCCGGGCGCCGCAGACUCGCAAACCGGGGGGCGACCUGGUCCCGCGCCCACCUCCGGACUGGGCUCCGGGAGCGGGGAGGCCGGCUCCCCGGCGGCCGCGAAGGGGGCGGCCCGCGCGGCACGUAGCGCACGUGGAGGGUAGCUCCCGCCGCGAGGCCGCCGCCGCCUCCGGCCGCUUUCCUGGCGCGCGGGGUGGGUGUGCGCCUGCCCUGCGCGCGGCCCCCGUUCUCUGCGCGGCGUCCCUUCCACAGCGCCCGUCCCUCCCCAACGCUGUUAGACCUCCUCUCUCCUCUCCUUUUCCCUAAUUUCACCGACGCACAGGCCUUUCCUUGGCCUCCUCACGACCCAGCUCGGCUCCUCCCUCUAGUCCACUGCCGUCCUCUCCCACCCCUUUGGGGGCCCUGGAAUGCUUGGUGUCAGAUGUCCCCUGUGGAGACAGACCCACAGACCUUGAGAUCUCAGGAUGAGCUGCCGCCUUGGUGGCCUCCGUGUUUUGCUUUAUUUAUUUUGUGCACUCCCACGACGUCUCUCUCUUCCUGUACCUUUAACCAGGCGUUUGUCUUUUUCCACUGUCGUCCCUGCCCUCUUGCCCUACACAGGCAAGGGUCUCCACCGGAUUGUAAACCGCUGGAGGGAGGGAGUCACGGUCUCCAGCCCGGGACCAGGCGCGUGGUAGGAGCUCCACACGUUUGUUGAAGGGGAAGGGAAAUGGCCUUUAGUGUCUGUGGCUCCGUCUGGCCGAGGAUGGAGUUUUGGACCGGACAAGGAGAAGAAUCUGGUUGCCCAGCGGAAGCAGGAAGAGGUCUCACAACAGAUCAGUGUUGGGCCACUUUGGAGGUUCUGGACUCUGCUGGGAAAAGCUGAGAGGCAGAGAGAAGAACUCAAGUUCCCUGUUCACAGUGCAGCCGCCACCGUCACCCCCAACGAAGGUCUCUGGACUGAGGACCCCUCUCAGCAUGCUCUAGGGCCUUGGACGGUUGGAAUGUUUGAAACUCUCUGCAUCCGGGAUGAAAGUCUUGCAACCGGAAUAAAAGGACUUCUACACCAAUUAUAUCUGAACUUCCCAGAGCACUCCCGAAUCCACCGUGCUCAUUUGAAAUCCAGUGUUCAACCAGAUCCUGUCACAUGUCCGGCACAGGGUCUGACACAAAAUCCUAAUGCCGAGUCCCUUUCUUCUCUCCCCUGGCAGGAAGGGAUGCUAUCUGAGCACCUAGAGAUACUGUGCGACCAGGAACGAGACCGCACCAGCGGCUGGGAGUAAUUCAUAGGCUAUUGGACAUACCAACCCUGUGAAGUAGAUGGGUGAUGCUAUCACCAUUUUUCAAACGGAGAAACUGAGACUCAGAAGAGUUUAUUAGGCAAAAUCACAGAGGUGACAACAGAGCUAGGACUGGAAUGAGAACACUGGAGCCUGUGAUCUUCCCUGAACACCAAGCUGAGGAAAGAGGACAUGGAACCCCCAUCCCAAAUCUGACCACCAGCUGGCCCUGCAGCUGCCAACGUGUGUCCAUUCUCUCCCCUCUAAGCCACGAUGGUUUCACACUUUCUGGACUGUCAUCUGUAGUACCUUCGCUUACAUUCUAACGGUUUCACAAAACACUACUUGCCCUUAUACGGUGACGCACGUGCCGGCCGAGACUCAUGAGGUUGGUUUUCUAACCUGUUAUGGAUUCUGACCCUCAGUUGGAAAGAUGCUGCUUGGAGGUUAGUUUUUCCUGUUGUUCGGUAGCUUUCAAGAAGACGUAGCUGCAGUAGUUUCUUCACACCCACCUCACCUCAAGGUUUGGCCACUGCUCCUUGCCAUGUUUUCCCUACAUCCUCCAGAACGCUGUCCACAUCACAUGCAAGAUCAAUCCCUAUUGCUUAUCUCUUCGGGCUGCUUUGUACUGUUUAUUAUUCACUUGGCUGCAAUCUUCUAUUCAUUUCCCUCCUACCUCUGCCCACAGCCCUUCAACUCAAGGGGUCACUUUGUGCCCCAUCUUUUCAGGUGCACAGUAUAAAACCAGGACCUAGCAUAGUCUUCAAGUCUUCCAAGACGUGACUUAGAGCAGAGGCCAAAAACUCAAAUGCCUUCCGGGGACAGAAAUAAAUGAGAGAAACCAGCCAGGUGAACUCUGAAGAAGAGAAUGCACGUCCGGCUACCGGGGCCAUCACUGCUCAGGCCAGGGUGGCAGCAAGUGGCAAUUUUUCAAGAGAAGCCAGAAGUCUAAUUAUUUAUACAAUCUCUCCUAAUUUUUAGAUGUUCAACCUUCAAUCAAAUUUCUAAAAAACAGUGUGUGGGCCAACCAGACGUGCUUGUGGUCCGAGUGUGUUUUGGGUGGAGCCUCCUCCGUGGAGAGGCUGGUGGGGUGAUGUGUUUGCUGACCUUCAGGGAGAGCAAUGGUCACCAAGGGAGCACCGAAGAGAGAUGCUGGAGGGACAGGAGGACCAGGCGUCUCCUCUGCCAAGGCCGCAGUUACAGGAGAAGGAAGGACCUGGAGCCACUAGAAGACCGGCAGAAUCUCACCUUCAAAUAUUUGGAAAAACUCCAGCAGAGAAAGAAGAACCCCGCGCCCCGCCGGAGGCCUGUCCCCCCGAGGGCGGCGUCGGGGGGGCGCCUCUCGCCGGGAGCCGGACUCCCAGCGGACCGCGGACCACGACUUCCCCAUGCGCUUCGCCACGAAGCUCUCGGACUACUUCCCGCUGCUGGAGGACGACGCCUUGUGCGCCCCCAACUUCAUCAGCCACGUUCGGUGGAAAGUGGACACCCUGGGGUCCCAGCCCUGGGUGCUCCUGGAGUUCUCCAACCUGGGCUUCCUGGGCAAGCUCUUCCGCAGCGGGGACCCCCCGGUGCUGGCCCGCUUCCUCCUCCUCCACAGGGAGAAGCCCCUCGCCAGGCUCCCCCCUCGCUCCCGCACCCUCCUGGCCCAGAGGGACCCGAUCCUCCGCAGACCGUUCCUGUCCUACCACCGGCUCUCCUACCGUGCACCGAACGACAGCCGGAAGGCCUCGGGCACGCAGAAAACGAGCCCCUACGCCCCUGACGGCCCACCAGGAGCCGUUUUCACCGACAGGAAGGUUUUUGAGGUCCAUUUCUCCUGGGAGGCCUGCAGUCUGGACGAGUCCUUCUUUUGGGCCCACAGUGUUGGCGCAGGGAACCACCCAGACCUGAGGAGGGUGCAGGUGCUGACCGGUACCAUGCUGCGUGGCAAGUGCGCCCUGCGGGGGGCAGGGGGAGCGGGCUGCAAGCCCGAGGGGACGCCGCAGCCCGCCCCGGCCUCGCCCGGCUGCGCCAGCUCCUGGAAGGGCACCUGGAUCAGGAGGUAGUAACAAAGAGCGGGGGGCACGAGGAGAGCUGCGCGAGGCUGGUGGCGCGCGCUAACCAGGUGGGUGGGCGGGCUCGGCAUCUGGCACAUCUACCUCCGGGAGGAACAGGCCAGGGACGAGGGGGCAGCUCAGGAGGAAGAUAACUCAAUAAGUCGAAGAAAAAUUAAAAUCUUGCGGCUGUGUCAUUCUAGCCUCUCUGAGUGACCCGGGGGCGGGCUGGGGAUGCCAGGAGAUGAGGGGCAGAGAGGGAAGACGUGGUCAUUCUUCUGGUGCCGCCCAGACGUUAGACCUGUUCCUUCCUUUUUCUACGCGAACAAGCGACUCUUAUAGGCUGUCUUUUCCCGGGCUGGAUAUAGCUUAGCCCAGUUUGGGACAAGGCCUUGGUCAUUCCCAGAAUCUAUCCCUGGGAUGCUGAGAUCAGCACAAAUACAGGGUGUUGGUGUGUGUGUUCGCACACAGUUAGAGGCCAGGGGUGAGGGGUAGCAGGAGGGGAAAUCAUGGCCAGACCCUGGAAUUUACAUCGUAAGAAGCCAAGGAAGGGCCUCUCAUCAGAAGUCGAACUCUCUGAGGCUCUGGAAUGCAACAGAUGGACGCGUACCAAUAAAACGAAGCCCCUGACUCGGUCCUUUUAAGCUGUUCCGUGGCGCCAAUCUGCUUCCCUUCUUCCCUCACAAACGAACUCGGGCACAAAUAGCUUGUAACCAAAGCUUCCCUUUCUCCUCCGCGUUCACUUCUCACCCCAUGCUGGCUUCUGCAUCCCAGUGCUGCUGAAACUCCCCCCUAUCUGUAAUGACAAAAACAGUCACAACCUAGUGGCUUUUUUUUUUUUUUUUUUCAGAUCUCAUUCUCCUUAACUCUCUGCAGCAGCACACAGUACAAAUUCGUCUUCUUCCUUGACUCUGGGCUUCAUCCAUUCAUCAGAAUUACUGAAGCCCCACUAUGUGCCAGGGACAAAAAAAAGCUCCUCUUGGGGUUAAGAAGUACAGGGUCCUUGGGGAGUACAGACCGGUGUUAAAACCUUAUUGGGAGCUUAGGAAAGGCUUUUUGGAAGUCAUGUAAGCCUAGACCUGCCACAUAAUUGGAGAAGAUAGCCAGGUGAUGAGGAAAGAAGGUCAGGGAAAUUUUCCAGCAAAAGAAACAGCAUAUAGAGAAGUGGGCCAGAGGUGAGAAGAAACCUGGCUCAUUUGGGAAAAAAAAUCAUUUAGUGGGGCUGGCGACGGAGGGCAAGCUGGUGUAGUGGUGGGACAGAAGAUGAGGCCACGGGACUAAGAAAAGACCUGCUUACAAAGGGCCAUGGACAGUUCAGUGCGGGAAAGAAUAGUCUUUUCAACAAGUGGUGGUGGAACAGCUGAAUACCCACGUGCAAAAGAAUGAAGUGUGACUCCUACCUCACAUUGUAUAAAGAGUGAACUCAGAAUGGAUCACAGACCUAGUUGUAAGGGCUAAAAGCUAUAAAACUCUUAGAAGAAAACACAGGUGUAAAUCGUUGUGACCUUGGAUUAGGCAAUAGAUUAUUAGGUAUGACACCAGAAGCACAAGUCAUCAAAGAAUAGAUAAAUUGGAUUUCAUCAGAAUUUAAAACUUUUGUGGUUCAUAGGACACUAUCAAUAAAGUGAAAAGACAACCCACAGAAUGGAAGAACAUAUUUGCAAAUCAUAUGUCUGAUGAGAGACGAGUGUCCAGAAUAUAUAAAGAAAGCUUACACACAAUAAUAAAAAGACAAAUAACCCAAUUGAAAAUGGGCAAAGGAUCUGAACAGACGUUUCUCCAAAGAAGAUACGCAAAUGGCCAAUAAGCACGUGAAAAGACACUCAUCAUUAGUCAUUAGGGAAAUGCAAAUCAAAACCACAGUGAAAUACCACUUCACACCCACUAGGACAGCUAUUUGAAAAACAGAAAAUAAGGGCUUCCCUGGUGGCACAGUGAUUAAGAAUCCGCCUGCCAAUGCAGGGGACACGGGUUCGAGCCCUGGUCCAGGAAGAUCCCACAUGCUGCGGAGCAACUAAGCCCGUGCGCCACAACUACUGAGCCCACGUGCCACAACUACUGAAGCCCGUGCGCCUAGAGCCCGUGCUCUGCAACAAGAGAAGCCACCGCAAUGAGAAACUCGUGCACCGCAACGAAGAGUAGCCCCCGCUCGCCGCAACUAGAGAAAGCCCGCGUGCAGCAAUGAAGACCCAACACAGCCAAAAAUAAAUAAAUUUUUUAAAUAAAUAAAUAAAUAACAGAAAAUAAGUGUUGGUGAGGUGUGG
Molecule: messenger RNA, 5873 nt
Organism: Physeter macrocephalus (sperm whale)
Lineage: Eukaryota; Metazoa; Chordata; Mammalia; Artiodactyla; Physeteridae
Product: alpha-1,3-mannosyl-glycoprotein 4-beta-N-acetylglucosaminyltransferase-like protein MGAT4E
Exons: 4
Coding region: 2962-3621 (219 amino acids)
Biological process (GO): protein N-linked glycosylation
Molecular function (GO): acetylglucosaminyltransferase activity
Source: RefSeq, a predicted model, not a curated record